UCAGUUAGGUUCAUUUCAUCUCUAUCAACUGCACAAAGGAAGAGAUUUAUUUGUCUUUGCUUUCUGCUACCUUUCUUUUUCUCCAUACUCUUAUUCGUUUUUCAUUCUUUAACAACUUCACAAAGAUUUGGUGAACAGAACAAACAUAUUGUAGUUAGUAACCAUAUCCUUUGUCUUGAUUGUUGUUUUUCUGCAUCAUAUGAACGAACUUGUUCUUGCAAUUCCAAUGUGUCAUCUAAGUAAAUCAUCACGAUGAAAUUGAAACUUAACACCCUCUUGAGAGUUUCAUCUUUUUUUGUUCUUCUACUUCUUCAAUACUCAGUUGCUCUUAACUCUGAUGGAAUUUUCUUGCUGAAAUUCAGAUACUCCAUCCUCAGUGACCCUUUAUCAGUCUUUGAAAACUGGAACUAUGAUGAUGCAACUCCAUGUUCAUGGCAUGGAGUUGCAUGUAGUGAACUAGGAUCUCCUAAUACACCUGAUUUCUUUAGAGUAACCAGCUUGAUUCUACCUAAUAGCCAACUUCUUGGUUCCAUUGCAGAAGAGUUAGGCUUUAUUCAAAACCUUCAUCACAUUGAUCUCUCAAACAAUUUCCUCAACGGUUCAUUACCAAACUCUAUCUUCAACUCUUCUCAACUACAGUUCCUUUCACUCUCCAACAAUGUCAUCUCAGGUAAACUACCUGAGUUGGUUGGUUUAUCAACAAACCUACAAAUUCUCAACCUUUCUGAGAAUGCCUUUGCUGGGUCAAUCCCAGAAAACCUCACUUCUCUUCACAAUCUAACCAUUGUUUCUCUCAAAAGUAACUAUUUUUCUGGUGAAAUCCCAAAUGGUUUCAACUCUGUUGUGAUUCUAGAUCUGUCCUCUAAUCUACUCAACGGUUCUCUCCCAAGUAACUUCCAAGGCCAAAAUCUCCAAUACUUGAAUCUCUCUUAUAACAAACUCUCAGGAGCAAUUCCACAAACAUUUACAAGGCACAUUCCGGAAAAAUCUACAAUUGAUCUCUCAUUCAACAACCUAACAGGACCAAUACCUGAAUCUUUGUUCAAUCAAAAAAUGGAAUCACUCUCUGGAAACUCUGAUCUAUGUGGAAAACCUCUCAAGACUCUUUGUACUAUUCCAUCUACUAUGUCUACUGCACCACAUAUCACAAACUCAUCUUCACCAGCAAUUGCUGCCAUACCAAGAACAAUCGACUCAGGAAAUAACACAAACACAUCAACUACAACUACAACUAGUGGUGGUUCACAGAAUGGUCUAAAACCUGCUACAAUAGCAGCCAUUGUUGUUGGAGAUAUAGCAGGCAUGGGAAUUUUAGCUCUUAUCAUACUUUUUGUCUAUCAACAAAGAAAGAAAAGAUAUCCAAAAUCAACCAAUGUUCUUCAAGAGAAGAAUGCAUCAGAAACUGUAGCCAAACAAGAACAACAAUCUCUGAAAACACACUCACUUCAAUGUUCUUCUUGCUGUUUAACAGUUAAUCAGCAAGAAGAAACAUCAGAAGCAACAACUUCUGAUGACAGUGACCGUGAAAUCCAGAACCUUCCGAAAGAAGGUACACUGGUAACGGUAGACGGCGAGACUAAGAUGGAUUUGGAAACAUUGUUGAAGGCUUCAGCUUAUAUACUUGGAACAAGCCGUGCCAGUAUUGUGUAUAAAGCAGUGUUGCAGGAUGGAAGAGUUUUUGCUGUUAGAAGGAUCGGCGAAUGCGGUGUUGAAAGAAUGAAAGAGUUUGAGAAUCAAGUUAGAGUUAUCGCAAAGAUUCGUCAUCCUAAUUUGGUUAGGAUUCGUGGUUUCUGUUGGGGUGAAGAUGAGAAGCUUGUUAUCUCUGAUUUUGUUCCUAAUGGCAGCCUCUCUGCUAUUGGUUACAGAAGAGGGGGUUUGUCGCCGAUGAAUUUAUCUUUGGAAUUGCGGUUGAAGAUAGGGAAAGGGAUGGCUAGAGGACUUGCUUACAUUCAUGAAAAGAAAUAUGUGCAUGGAAAUGUUAAACCAAGUAACAUUUUAUUGAAUUCUGAAAUGGAACCAAUUAUAAGUGAUUUUGGACUUGAUUUGCUUCUUCUGAAUGAUAUCAACCAUAGAGGAAACGGUUCAGCUAGGCAAUUAGUGAACCAGAAAACACAACAGCAACAAGAGUUUCUCAUUGGUUCGACUCCGAGUCCGUAUACGACAAUGGGGUCGUCAUCGUCGACGAGUGGCGGUGGUGGUUGCGGUGGUGGUCAAGUACAACAAUAUCAAGCACCGGAAUCUUUCCAAAACAUAAAACCAAACGCUAAAAUGGAUGUGUAUUCAUUUGGGGUUGUUUUGUUGGAGCUUUUUAGCGGGAGGGUUUUCUCGGACCGGGAAUUGGACCAGUGGUCUGUUUCGUCCGGUUCGGUUGAAGAAGAUAAAAACCGGGUUUUGAGGUUGGCUGACGUGGCUAUUAAACAUGAGAUUGAAGGUAGAGAAAAUGCUGUGUUCACGUGUUUCAAGUUGGGGUUAAAUUGUGUUUCUCUUGUCCCACAAAAGAGACCGUCCAUGAAAGAAGUACUACAAACUUUAGAGAAGAUUUCCACCGUUGGUUUUAAUUAAUUUUUUGAAUGUAAUGAUAGUGAUGUAACUUGAUUGAACCAUGUUUUGAGAUCAAUGUUUUUAGCUUUUUUCCAACUUUUGUUGACUUGAAAUUGUAUGAACAAAGAAAAAGAUUGUUGGAAAGAUGUGUUUGUUUAUUAGAUGUUAUAUUGUAGCUUUGACGGGUGAAUGGAAUCUUUUUGUCUUUAUAUAUAAGUUGCUUUCGGUGGAGACUAUGGGCAAUUGGCAUGGGCGUGGCCGGUGUUGAUAACUAUAGUGCAUCUCACUUGUG
Messenger RNA from Vicia villosa (hairy vetch), 2833 nucleotides. Its product is annotated as receptor protein kinase-like protein At4g34220. NCBI's taxonomy places the organism in Eukaryota, Viridiplantae, Streptophyta, Magnoliopsida, Fabales, Fabaceae. Bases 253 to 2562 code for a protein of 769 amino acids. The transcript is spliced from 2 exons. Gene Ontology annotation, molecular function: protein kinase activity; ATP binding; protein binding. Gene Ontology annotation, biological process: protein phosphorylation. The record is from RefSeq and is a predicted model, not a curated record.